GUCUGGCUGCUCUGCCAUGUGUGCAGUGUUGAUUGUGCACACUAGUGAGACCCAGGACUGGGCCACUUAUUUGAGGCUCAUCCUGGAGGCAUCACAUCACUUCUCUCAGGAUUCCAUUACUUUUUAUCUUGCUGAUGAAGGCAAAUCACUGCAGGAUGACGACUAUUCGAAUUUUUCUUCCAGCAAAUGCAUCGUGCUUUUGGUCUCAGUGGCAUUCUUAGACCUGCACAGCAAACCAGAUGCGCAGGGCACCUUCAAGAAGGUUCUUCAGCCUCCAUGUAAAGUUGUAGCGUUUAUGUGUGGGGUGUCUGAGAGCGAUGGCUUAAUGGACUACUUUCAGCACUGGGACCUUUGGCGGAAGCUGGAUUCAGAGGAUGACCCAUCAAAAUACAUCUCAACAGUCCUUGAGGUUAUGGCUGAGGAAAAUGUUGAAGAGUGUGAUCAAGAUCAACAUCAAGAUCAACAUCAAGAUCAACAUCAAGAUCAACAUCAAGAUCAAGAUCAAGACCAAUACCAAUGGAGGACUGAGUAUGAAAUCCCACCACCGAAACAAAGUACAGACCUGACUGCCUCAGAAUAUGGCCUGACUGCCUCAGAGUAUGGCCUGACUGCCUCAGAGUAUGGCCUGACUGCCUCAGAAUAUGGCCUGACUGUCUCAGAGUAUGGCCUGACUGCCUCAGAAUAUGGCCUGACUGUCUCAGAGUAUGGCCUGACUGCCUCAGAGAAUAACCUGACUGCCUCAGAGGAGCCGGAGAAGAUAGAGCAGUGUCACCAGUUCCCCCCAUUAGAUGAGGAUCCACAUGUCUCAGAUAGAAACCCAACACAACCUGUGAGUCCAACACAACCUGUGAGUCCAACUGCAGUAUCAUCAGAAGAGCAGGCCUGUCUGACUGUCCAACCACACAGAAUACUUUGUGGGGCUCAGGUGGAUGUUUAUGUCAUCAUGGUUAAGAAGCUGGACAGUCAGGCCAGUGUGGAAGUGGAAUUUUGCUGUAAACGUUCAACAAAACUCGUGCCUGGAGUGCUUGUGAACGACUACAUUGUCAGAGCUCAGUCACCUGAUAUGCCAGCUGGAGAUGUGUCAUUACAUCUUUAUACUAAUGAGUCAAUUCUGUGCUCAACGACUGUGACAUACUACACAGAAAUGGAGGAAAUUAGCAGUUAUCUUGAGAAAGUGAUGGAUCCCAUACAGUUCAUGUGUCAGGCAUUUCAAAUUUCGUCAAAUGCAUCUGAGGCAUUGGAUGAUUUGUUUACAAAUUCACUCAAGAAUCGGAUGCCUGCGAAUGGAUUGCAAGUAUUUGGAGUUAGUCAGCUUGAACAGGAGAAUACACUGGCAAAUCAGCGGAACUCAGAACUCCCGACGUUGCUUCACUUCUCAGCCAAGUACGGCUUAAAGAAACUGACCAGCAUGUUGCUGCAGUGCCCUGGAGCCUUGCAGGCCUACAGCGUAGUGAACAAGAAUGGGGAUUACCCAAACACUCUGGCAGAGAAGAGCGGUUUCUCUGACUUGAGACAGUUCAUGGAUAACUAUGUCGAGACAGUGGACUUGGUGAAGUCUCACAUGGAGGAAACCAUAACAAAUCCAGCUGAUGCAGACAUCUAUGAGCCGAUGGCAAACGCCUCGCAAAAUUUCGUCACAAAGUACUCCAUCCAGGAGGACAUAUACGAGUCCAUGAUGGAGCUGAAUCCUGAGAUGCAGUUGUAUGAGGACUUGAGCUGUGCCUUAAAUGAGUCUGAUAACCCAGAGGAAGCUAUGUUGAGAAAAUUUUUUGAAGUAAAACCAGAGGAGUAUUCGGAGAACAGUCAAGAAGAUGGGGUGAAUAAUGGUUAUCCAGGCACAAGAGCUGAUGAGGAAGAUGAACAUUUAGACAUCUAUGCAGUGGAGGAGGAGGAGGAGGAGGAGGAGGAUCCAUAUAAGAUCUGCUGUGCAGAGGAAAUCUAUGACACUGUAGAUGAGCAUGAGAGCUCUGCAGUGCUGAAUCGUCCACCAGCCCCGAUUCCUCGGCCAGCCGCAUCAUCUGAGCCUGAUGAAUGCAAAACCUACAUAGCAAGUGUGUUCUCCUCCAAGGAAUCAUUAUAUUCACUAAGCGGCCGCACAGACAGCCAGCCUUCUAAUGCUUCAGUGUGGCCGGUGAGAGACAACACCCUCAGCAGUGCUCAUGACCCCUACGCUGGCAUGAAGACUCCAGGCCAGAGGCAGCUCAUCUCCCUGCAGGAGAGGGUAAAGGUGGGGGCGCUGACCGUGGAGGAGGCAGUGCAGGAGUUCAAGGCUUGGCAGUUUGACCAGGAAAAACGGUCUCAGUCCGUUCGCUUUCAGCAGGAGAAUUUGCAAAGAUUACGAGACAGCAUAACUCGACGGCACAAAGAGAAAGGAAGAAGUGGAAAGGUGGAGGAUCUGGAGAUAACCGCUCCCAUGCAGAGAAGCCUCCAGUGGGGUUCUCAUAUAAAUGUAGAGUGUUCAGUGUAUGAGCCCACCCCUCGUUCUGUGAUCCUGCCACCUCCCGUUAGCAGACCCCCACAGAGAGGAACCUGGCAGACAGGAAGCGCGUCCAGCACGUCUAGUAGCGGCAGCAACAGGCUGAGCACGCUGAGCACAAUCAGCUACAGCAGCGGAGCAGACGGCGAACUCGAGGAGCCUCCGGAGAUCGCUCCUCCUCCUCGGCCUCCACGCCCAAUGGUGGAACCUCCGCCCAUUCUCCCCCCACCCAGAGUCCCUCCACGCACACCUGAACGACUUCCAGAGAGCAUGCUACAUGAGCGUUAUGUAUCAAGUCCGGCUCGUGUACUCCACCAUGUCCCUCCACAGAGGCCCAUCCCUCCACCACCUGUACCACGACGGCCACGGUGAUCGCCACCUCAUCCUUGCUUUCUUGUCAGUUAUAACAAGCUUGUGGAUUUGUGAAAGAAAAGGACUUUUCACAAUGAGAGAAGCAGAAAGCCAUGGAACAUAGACUUCUCUUCAUGACUGCCCUCUAGUGGCCAUGACUGCAUGGACAGCUGUAAAGGAUUACUGCAACGUAUGACAAGUGUUAUGGCGCUUUCGAGGUUUUCUUCAGCAACAUGAAUGAGAUUUUAGAACAUUUUACAAUUUACAACAUAGAAGUAGAACAUUAUAAAAUGAGAAGCACUUGAAAAUGAAGCAAUAUAAAUUACUAAAUUGAAAAAUCCAUAUCUUGACACACUGAUAAACUGAUAACUGGUUCUGUCACUGGUUAAAUCCAUAUCUUAACUCACUGAUAAACUGAUCACUAGUUUUGUUGCUGGUUAAAACCAUAUCUUAACUCACUGAUGAACUGAUCACUGGUUCUGUCGCUGGUUAAAUCCAUAUCUUAACUCACUGAUAAACUGUCGCUGGUUAAAACCAUAUCUUAACUCACUGAUAAACUGAUCACUGGUUCUGUCGCUGGUUAAAACCAUAUCUUAACUCACUGAUAAACUGAUCACUGGUUCUGUCGCUGGUUAAAACCAUGUCUUAACUCACUGAUAAACUGAUCACAGGUUCUGUCGCUGGUUAAAUCCAUGUCUUAACUCACUGAUAAACUGAUCACAGGUUCUGUCGCUGGUUAAAUCCAUGUCUUAACUCACUGAUAAACUGAUCACAGGUUGUCGCUGGUUAAAUCCUUCUGCACAUAUGAACAAUUAUUAAGCCAGGCCCUUUAAAUGUUUUUGGCCUCAUGGGCAGUAUGUCAUGGUUAAUCCAGUCCAAUCAAUAUUACCUUUAUCAGAAAAUCUUUUUGUUUGUUUGUUUGUAUUUAUUCACAAAUUAAACAGUCACUUUUGGCCAAA
This is a messenger RNA of Colossoma macropomum (tambaqui), 3786 nucleotides long. RefSeq names its product phosphoinositide-3-kinase adaptor protein 1 (gene pik3ap1). Gene Ontology annotation, molecular function: phosphatidylinositol 3-kinase regulatory subunit binding; signaling receptor binding. The record is from RefSeq and is a predicted model, not a curated record. Gene Ontology annotation, cellular component: cytosol. Lineage: Eukaryota; Metazoa; Chordata; Actinopteri; Characiformes; Serrasalmidae.